CAAACCCGCUGCAGAGGUCAAGUUCCGGACUUCGCAACUCAACAAUAAUGAUCUAACUAUUCGAGACCCGCGUACAGCAUCGGCUGUUUCUCAGGUGUGUGGACGAUUCCCAUUGGUUUUCUUUGAAAGAAGUGUAUGCGUCUUGUCGUCCCGAAUGCCGCUCCUAUGAUGAGAUGUAACCCUUUCUCUAGUGAUGCGAUGGCGUGCUCAUUUUGAGCAACGCUAUCGCAAAGUCAUGAUCACCCAUUAUAUUUUCAUAGUUACUCUGAUUGCGGUGGCCUGAUGCUUUCCUUACGAAUACUAUUGUUCCGAUUGCCAGACAACCCAGACAACUGACAGCUUAUGGCAGGAAAAGGAUAAUGCUGGUCCAGGCUGGUUUGAACUGCCCAAGACGGAUCCAAAUGAUAAGGAGUUGAGGCGAGAUCUCCAACUGCUCAGAAUGCGAGGGACUGCCCUCGAUCCCCAGCGUCAUUACAAGAAGGACUCGCUGAAGCCUCGAAUACCCCGCUACGCCCAUAUCGGCCGCAUCAUCGAAGGACCAACGGAAUUCUACAGUUCUCGGCUCACACGUAGAGAACGAAAGCGUACAUUAGUACAAGAAAUCAUGGCCGCGGAGGCGGCAUCGACCAAAUUCAAGUCCAAGUAUGAGAACAUUGGGGCCCAGAAGUCGAGUGGGAAAAAAGCAUUUUAUAAGAAGUUAGUAGCGCAUAGGCGUCGCCGCAAUUGAGACAUCUCUAGACCCGGUUUUCCCUGUCAUCCUGCUCUUCGUACGGAGGUAGUUCUACUCUGGCCUCCGUCGGUGUAACCUUAAUACACAAUGGGUGU
Sodiomyces alkalinus F11 is the source of this 825-nucleotide messenger RNA. RefSeq lists its product as hypothetical. Gene Ontology annotation, cellular component: nucleolus. NCBI's taxonomy places the organism in Eukaryota, Fungi, Ascomycota, Sordariomycetes, Glomerellales, Plectosphaerellaceae. Gene Ontology annotation, biological process: RNA processing. The transcript has a single exon. The record is from RefSeq and is a predicted model, not a curated record. The coding region runs from base 440 to 727 and encodes 95 amino acids. Gene Ontology annotation, molecular function: RNA binding.